UCUUCUUCUUCUUCCUCCUCUCAACCCUACCAACCACGAUAUAUAUAUAACCCACUUCACCUCAUCUCUUCCCCUCACCUGGGUUUCUCUCUUCUCCCUCUCUCCCUAACAUGCAGCCUCCCCACCUUCUGCUUCACCUUUUCCUCUGCCUUUUGCCCUCCCUUUCCCUCAUUCCCGCCGUCAAACCGGAUCUCACCUCCGACAAGGCUUCCCUUCUCUCGCUCCGUUCUUCCCUCGCCGGCCGAACCAUCGAGCUCUGGAAUGCAAGCCACCAAACCCCCUGUUCCUGGACUGGCGUCAAAUGCCAGGGCAGCCGGGUCACUGUUCUUCGUUUGCCGGGUGCUUCCCUCUCCGGCCAAAUUCCGACCGGCAUUUUCAGAAAUUUGACCCAUCUUCGCACUUUGAGUCUCCGACUCAACGCAUUGACGGGUCAGCUUCCGUCAGAUCUUGCAGCAUGCACUAAUCUCCGCAGCCUCUACUUGCAGGGUAAUGCAUUUUCUGGCCCAAUUCCUGAGUUUUUGUUCCAAUUUCAUGACCUUGUUCGUCUUAACUUGGCUUCCAAUAACUUCUCCGGCGUCCUGUCCCCCGGUUUUGACAAACUCCGGCGGCUGAAGACUCUGUUUCUUGAGAACAAUCGCCUUACUGGCUCAUUACCGGAGCUGAAGCUGCCUAACCUCGAACAGUUCAAUGUUUCCAACAAUUUCUUUAAUGGGUCGGUUCCUCGUCGUUUCCAGUCGUUUCCCUUUACUGCUUUUAUGGGUAAUCCACUUUGUGGGCGACCCUUUGAGAAUUGCGCUCGAAAUGUCAUUGUUCCAUUGACAGUGGAUAUUGAUGUUAAUGAGAACAAGAGAAGGAAGAACUUGUCUGGGGCUGCGGUCGGAGGGAUUGUGAUGGGAUCCGUUCUGGGUUUGGUUUUGUUUUGUGUGAUUUUGAUGGUUUCUUGUCGGAGGCAGAGCGGUCGGAAAACAAGCACUCUGGACAUGACAGCCCUUGUCGAUGUACGAGGAGAGAAGGCAGUUAGUGAAGAGAAUGGGGGGUAUGAAAAUGGGUGCUCUGUGGCUGCUACGGCGGCGCUAGAGAAUAAGAAAGGGGAAGGGGAUGACAACGUUGGUGGUGCUAAAAAGUUGGUGUUUUUUGGGAAUGCUGGUGGGAGGGUGUUUGAUUUGGAGGAUCUGUUGAGGGCUUCAGCUGAAGUGUUGGGUAAGGGAACGUUUGGGACAGCUUAUAAAGCUGUGUUGGAGAUUGGGGCUGUUGUGGCUGUGAAGAGAUUGAAGGAUGUGAGUGUUUGUGAGAGGGAAUUUAGGGAGAAAAUUGAAGGUGUGGGAGUAAUGGAACAUGAGAAUUUGGUUGCUCUUAAAGCUUAUUAUUAUAGUGUUGAUGAGAAGCUUUUGGUUUAUGAUUAUAUGGCUAUGGGAAGCUUAUCUACACUUUUGCAUGGUAACAAGGGAACUGGUAGGACACCAUUGAACUGGGAAAUGAGGCGUGCCAUUGCAUGUGGAGCAGCUCGUGGCAUCAAGUACUUACAUUCUCAAGGCCCAAACGUCUCUCAUGGAAACAUAAAGUCAUCCAAUAUCUUGCUCGCCAAAUCCUACGAUGCCCGAGUCUCCGAUUUCGGCCUAGCACAACUAGUUGGCCCAGCAUCGAGUCCUAACAGAGUGGUGGGGUAUCGUGCACCGGAGGUGACAGAUUCUCGUAAAGUAUCACAAAAAGCAGAUGUUUACAGCUUUGGCGUAUUGCUGUUGGAGCUUUUGACAGGAAAGGCUCCGAGUCACGCAGUGUUAAACGAGGAAGGGGUGGAUCUACCGAGAUGGGUACAGUCAGUGUUGCAAGAGGAGUGGAGGUCGGAAGUCUUCGACACCGAACUGCUGAGGUACGAGAGCGUUGAGGAGGAGAUGGUUAAAAUGUUGGAGCUGGCUGUGGACUGUGCGGCGCAGCAUCCUGAUAGACGGCCUUCAAUGUAUGAAGUGAGUAGGCGCAUUGAGGAGUUGUGCAGCCCUUCCGCCCAUUCGAAUCCCCAGCUACACAACGUUGGUGCUGCUGACAAGCCCUUUGGUGCGUCCACCUCCCAUAUUCCGAAUGCCAAGUCCAUUUGAGCAAGUUUAGUUGGUUGUGUAAUAGCUAAUUGUCGUUGCAAUUUGGUAGCAUGUGGUAACUUGUUUGUCUACUAACUUCAUGCUUUGGUUCGUUUC
Molecule: messenger RNA, 2189 nt
Organism: Cucurbita pepo subsp. pepo (vegetable marrow)
Lineage: Eukaryota; Viridiplantae; Streptophyta; Magnoliopsida; Cucurbitales; Cucurbitaceae
Product: putative inactive receptor kinase At1g48480
Biological process (GO): protein phosphorylation
Molecular function (GO): protein binding; ATP binding; protein kinase activity
Source: RefSeq, a predicted model, not a curated record